This is a messenger RNA of Panthera uncia (snow leopard), 1104 nucleotides long. RefSeq names its product apolipoprotein L6 (gene APOL6). Gene Ontology annotation, biological process: lipoprotein metabolic process; lipid transport. Gene Ontology annotation, cellular component: membrane; extracellular region. The record is from RefSeq and is a predicted model, not a curated record. The transcript is spliced from 3 exons. The coding region runs from base 25 to 1104 and encodes 359 amino acids. Gene Ontology annotation, molecular function: lipid binding. Lineage: Eukaryota; Metazoa; Chordata; Mammalia; Carnivora; Felidae.
GGUGAGGACACCUCUCAUUCUCCCAUGGGCAGAACGAGCACGGCUUUGGUGGCCCAGGAGCUGGUGGAUGACCAGACGGGGAAAGGCUUCGAGGCUGGCAUUGGUUUGCAGAGGGACCAGGAUGACAUUCUUCCGUGUGAAGGUGUGCAGCAAGGAGAGGAGGGUCUGUCAGCUGAAGAGAUAACAUUUUUGGAAGAGUUCCCCAUCGUGAAGGAGGAGCUAGAAGCAGGCAUCAGAAAGCUCCACGCCCUUGCAGACCACAUCGACACAACCCACAGAACACUCACCAAAACCAACAUGGCGGCCAACUCCAUGGCGGUGGUCUCAGGAGCCAUGAGCAUCCUGGCUCUAAUCCUUGCUCCAGCAACAGCAGGAGGAAGUCUGAUGUUCUCCGCUGCUGGUAAAGGUCUGGGGACAGCAGCUGGGGUCACCAGCAUCUUGACCAACAUUUUGGGACACUUUCGAAAUCAAGAAGCCCGAGCUCAGGCCAGCAGCCUAGUGCCCACCCGUGGCCACGAGGUCAGGGAGCCCGGGGGGCAGAAGGCAUCUUACCUCAUGGCUGUUGGAAAGAUGGCUUAUGAUUAUGGAAGUGCCAUCAAGGAUAUUAAGAAGGACAUCCGGGCCCUUCAGAUAGCUAGAGCCCACCCACGUCUGGCCACUGCUGCUAAGCGUCUCCUGACCACUGGCCGAGUCUCGGCCCGAAGGAGCAGGCAGGUGCAAAGGGCCUUUAAAGGCACGACGCUGCUGAUGACGACAAACAUUCGCUUGCUGGGGAGUGCGAUGGCGGGCUUAUCCCUCGGCCAGGACUUGACCGCCCUCCUGAAGGACUGGAAGCGACUGAAGGAAGGAGCAAGGACAAAGUCUGCGGAAGAGCUGAGGGCCCAGACCUGGGAGCUGGAAAGGACGCUGACAGAACUCACCCAGCUCUAUGAGAGCCUGAAGAGGAGGGUGAGGCUGACAUCUCCCUCUUGGGUGAAGCUGGGGGAGGGAGGCGGGAAGCUUGAACUGGGACUUAUGGGCACCAAGGUUUAUGGGAAAGCCCCUGACAACUACCAACCUCCUCUCUACCGCUGGGAAUGUGACUACUCCAGGUUCCUCAUAUGA